Messenger RNA from Drosophila hydei, 712 nucleotides. RefSeq names its product dynein light chain 4, axonemal. Gene Ontology annotation, biological process: microtubule-based process. Lineage: Eukaryota; Metazoa; Arthropoda; Insecta; Diptera; Drosophilidae. Bases 205 to 519 code for a protein of 104 amino acids. Gene Ontology annotation, cellular component: dynein complex. Gene Ontology annotation, molecular function: dynein light intermediate chain binding; dynein intermediate chain binding. The record is from RefSeq and is a predicted model, not a curated record. The transcript is spliced from 3 exons.
CUACCUUGAAUUCUAUGUCACAUAUAAAUCGGAAUUUAACUCAAUUUUUAUUGCAUUACCAGUUGACUGUGUGUGUGUGUAUAUAUGUGUGUGUGUGUGUGUGUGCGGUUUUCGCGUGUCCUCACAUAUACCUAUAGCUUAGUCGGUUAUAUAGGUAACAUUUAUAGUCACAUAGCUUAGUUACUGCUAAGCUUCAGCUUCGAUAUGGCCGACGACGAGGGCGCCAAGGAGGGCGAUAAGAAAAUCGUGCACAUCUAUCCGCUCGUCAAGCACUCGGAUAUGAAGGAGGAGAUGCGUAACGAGGUCGUCGAAUUGAUUGUUAGCAAUUGUGAGAAAUAUUCUGCUAAUUAUGAGUUAUGUGCCAGAAUGAUAAAGGACAGCAUGGACAAGAAAUUUGGCAUCUAUUGGCAUGUGGUGGUCGGCGAGGGCUUUGGUUUCGAAGUAUCGUAUGAGACUGAGAAUAUAAUGUAUCUUUUCUUUGGCGGCAAUUUAGCUAUUGUGCUGUGGAAGUGCUCCUAAAUAGAGUAACUAGCUCAACUAACAGACGUACCUAAAAAACUACAAGUAAAUAUACAAAAAUAUAAAUGCAAAUUUUUGUAAUACCUAUGCAACGAUGUAUAUGUGUCUAUAGCAUAUAUAGUUAAUGUUAUGUAUUAAGUUAAACUGAACUGUAAAUAGGGCCAGCAGUAAUGUGUGUGUUCUUUGCCAUGGC